AUGCUCCAUGUCGAACGUGCAUUAAAGUCUCAGAAAUGCGCUCUUCAGCACACGUUCUUCUGGUCCUCUGGAAAGAGCUAUAACAAUGGGUCUUUUGGCUUGAAGAUGGUCGUUGUCCACACCAUGGUCGCCUUCUUCAGUGCUGCUCUGGCAGCUUUCUGUACUCUGCGGAUUCAGAGCAUCCUAGCGCAGACAGCUCUCGAGAUUCCGAUACAGGAGUAUACGCCUUCGGAUGAUACAGGUCCUUUGGGGGUUUACUACGACUCUUCCGAGCCUCUCGUCUUUGCGGCGAAUGUAUCCGGCCUGUUCAGCUACAGCUUGCCUGCCUUGACAGGCACCAGCACAGUCCGGAGGGACACCAAGUCGGUUACGACCCUCUAUGGAGAGAGGGACCGGGAUGACUGGUUGGUUAGCCUCGUCAUCGAGGACUCCCUCCUCGCUGUUACCAACCUCAAGAACCCGCGCCGCACAUCCCACCUUAGGCUCUGGGGAGACUACUCGGCCGUUUGCGCUGUUGGCUCGUCCUUUGUCUACAUCUUCGGCAAAGGUCACGCGAAGCUCGUCCAAAUCGAACGAGGAAACAUCAAAGAAAUAUGCGAGUUUGCGGUCCCUGUAGAAGCAGAAGCUUGUGCUGCUACGGCUGCUGGAACAGUCUUCUUUGGCGGGAAUGAUGGUGUCGUCUACUCGUUCGCUGGGAAUGCCGUCCAGCCCGGUUCGAGCAUCCAGCAGACUUCGAUUACUGUUGAUGGCGAGAUUGCUGGGAUGGCUGUGUACGAGUCGAGCAACAAUGCGAGCUCGCUGUUCGUCUCGGUCGAGUCGGGGACCGUCGAGGUGUUCUCGACUGCAGAGUGGGCGCAUCAGUACACGCUUUCCUUCUCGGAGGAGGAUGUAGAGUUGGAAGGGAUUGCGAUUUACCAGCGUGCCUUGCCGGGAUAUCCUGAUGGGAGCUUGGUGGUUUCGUUUACGGAGGAUGAUGGAAGGACUGGUACUGGCAUCGUUUCGCUCACCCAAAUCCCCCUCCCUCGCAACGCCAACUUCAACCCUCGAGACGCUUCCAGCAAUCCCGACGCCAGCAACCAGUGCACUCGGCGUGGUUUCCGCAAUGGCUCGGAAUGCAUUUGUUUCACGGGCUACACUGGUUCGCGUUGCAACCAACGCACCUGUCCCAACGACUGCUCUUCGCGAGGAAGAUGUGUCGGGCCUAACACUUGCCGAUGCGACAACGGGUGGACUGGGCCAGAUUGUUCAUUCAAAGUCGUCCUUGCCGAUAUCGAGACCGAUGCGAAUGGAGGAGAUGGCGAUGACCCUGCUAUCUGGAUUCACCCAACGGACCGCACCAAGUCGAGGGUGUUGACGACUACGAAGAGCAAACAGGGCGCUGGAUUUGCGCUGUUCGAUUUGGCAGGGCAGAUGAUUGCCCAGUUGCCCGCGGGUGAACCGAAUAAUGUGGAUGUAAUCUACAACUUUGAGUUGGAGGAUGGGCGGACUGUUGACCUUGGCGUUGCUGCUUGCCGCGACGAGGACACGCUUUGCCUUAUGCAGGUCACAGAAGGUGGUCUCACCGACCUCGUCAACCUCCCUGUCAAGCCGGACUUUAGUGUUUACGGCUCAUGCGUCUAUCACUCACGCAGCUCCGGCAAAUACUACAUCUUCGUCAACUCCAAGACCGCCGAAUAUCUCCAAUACGAACUCACACCCUCCCUCGAGGCUGUCCUCGUUCGCGAAUUCAUCGGUGGGAAUGGUGGGCAGGUAGAGGGAUGCGUUGGGGAUGACGAGAAUGGGUUUGUUUAUAUCGGCGAAGAGCCGUACGGGCUCUGGCGGUACGGUGCUGAACCCGACGCCGGGACGGACCGUGUCCUUGUCGACUCUAUCCAGGGUAACCUCUUCCCGGACGUUGAAGGCGUGACACUUGUCCACGGCCCAACACCCGACAAAGGCCUCCUCAUCGUCUCCGCGCAAGGUGUAUCCGCGUUCAACAUCUACCGACGCGGCACACACGAGUUUGUGGGCACGUUUACUGUCCAGGCGGGCCAGGUGGAUAAGGUGACGAAUACGGAUGGUGUGGCGGCUGUGGGUACGAAUUUGGGCGUGGAGGGCUUCGAGAUGGGGGUGGUUGUUGUGCAUGAUGAUGUUAAUAGUGCGCCGGAUGGGUCGAGGGAGGAUGGGGCGAGUUUUAAGAUUGUGGGUCUUGGACAGAUUUUGGAGACGUUUGGGCUUGAGGAUGAGGUUGAUACGAACUGGGAUCCAAGGCGGUGA
Messenger RNA from Coprinopsis cinerea okayama7#130, 2256 nucleotides. Its product is annotated as phytase L. The record is from RefSeq and is a predicted model, not a curated record. NCBI's taxonomy places the organism in Eukaryota, Fungi, Basidiomycota, Agaricomycetes, Agaricales, Psathyrellaceae. The transcript is spliced from 3 exons. The coding region runs from base 1 to 2256 and encodes 751 amino acids. Gene Ontology annotation, molecular function: inositol hexakisphosphate 3-phosphatase activity.